AUAAAGGGACCUGCUGAGGCUUCGGGAGCAGUGAACACUGGGACCAGAAAGGGGCCAAUAUGACUGGGAGAGAGGGCCCCCCCGCCCCAGUUCGUAGCACGGGAUUUGGCAUCCAGGAGAUCUUGGGACUCAACAAGGAACCCCCUACACCCUCCCAAAGGCACCUGCACCCUUUAUCCCCUGGAACCCACCUGCUGGCCGCCCGCUCUGGGCUGGGGCUUCUGGCAGCCGGAGGGAUCCCCACCUUCUACACCCAGCCGGGGUUACUACUGGGGGACCCCCCGGGGCCAAGAAUACAGCAGACGGGUCAAGAGGAGGGAAGCAGAACCUGCAGUUCAGACUCAGAAGAUGUUUCUUCCAGUGACAGAAAACUUCCCAAAUCCCUCAGCCAGAGCAAAAAACGCAAGAAGAGGCGGCACAGGUACCCCAACAUCAUGUUUGAGGGGAAUAGGCCCAAAAUAAAGUUCGGCGUUUUCACAGGGAAUAAGGGAGCCAUCAGAUCAUUCAGGACAAUUUUCACUUCUUACCAAUUGGAAGAACUUGAAAAAGCAUUUAAUGAAGCUCAUUACCCUGACGUCUAUGCACGAGAAAUGCUGGCCAUGAAAACUGAGCUCCCGGAGGACAGAAUUCAGGUUUGGUUCCAGAACAGACGAGCCAAAUGGAGAAAAAGAGAGAAAUGCUGGGGUCGAAGCAGCGUGAUGGCUGAAUAUGGUCUGUAUGGGGCAAUGGUUCGACAUUCAAUCCCCCUCCCAGAAUCAAUCUUAAAGUCGGCUAAGGAUGGCAUCAUGGAGUCCUGUGCCCCCUGGCUUCUGGUUCAAGAUGGCUUGCAAAUGCCCAGACGAUUUUCUAAACCAGAAUACCAACAAUUCUUUGCAGGAAUGCACAAAAAGACUCUGGAGGCAGCAGCAGAUAGAGUGCAGCAGCCUGAACGAGAGGCACCAGCUCUUCCGAGCCAACCCACAGCCAAUGAAAGAAGGGAGCCUGAGCUGUCGGCUCCCAUCUCCGAGGAGGAACUAAGAGAGAACAGCAUCGCAGCAUUACGUGCCAGAGCACAAGAACACAGUGCUAAAGUCCUGAGGAGCACUAACUCUGAGACGUCCGCAAGAAAACAUGAAACAGAAAAUGUAGAGGAGGAAGAAAAGAUUCAGAGAAGUGAUUCACUGGAGCAGCAAGAGCCAAAGGUCGGAAAAUGAACUUUAUCUCAACCAGUUAUCCACCCCUGAACUAAGGAGACUUCUCGGGUACAGUGGUAAGGAGAAGGCCAGGGGAGUCCUUUUAUGUCAGUUUACUUUACACUGCUGAACUAAACACAGUAAGGCUGUUAGAUUCAACAUUAAGGUCUCCAUCUCAGGACAGAUACAUUAUAUAUAUCACAGCUAAAAGUGGACUUGAGGGAAAAACAUGUUCUGAUUAUAUGAACAGCAAUAGCCAUACUAACCCAUAUGGGACAAACAAUAAAGUCCCAAAAGGUUAGUUAUAUUCACAAACUAUUUUAUGUUGGUGAAGUAAUGGACUUCCUUAUCAGAGUAAUGCCCAUAAUGUGAUGCAUCCUGCAGAGUCUCUGCUUUUCCCAUUACUGUAAAUAUUGUAAAGAUAAAAAGUAAAGGUUUCUUUAGCUUACUCGUGAUUGCUGUGCCACUGUCUGUAAAAUAAAACAUGUAUAUAAUUAAC
Messenger RNA from Xenopus tropicalis (tropical clawed frog), 1671 nucleotides. It is a transcript of the gene vsx2, whose product is annotated as visual system homeobox 2. Gene Ontology annotation, molecular function: DNA-binding transcription factor activity, RNA polymerase II-specific; DNA binding. The coding region runs from base 60 to 1193 and encodes 377 amino acids. Gene Ontology annotation, biological process: regulation of DNA-templated transcription; regulation of transcription by RNA polymerase II. The transcript is spliced from 5 exons. Lineage: Eukaryota; Metazoa; Chordata; Amphibia; Anura; Pipidae. Gene Ontology annotation, cellular component: nucleus. The record is from RefSeq and is a predicted model, not a curated record.